Eruca vesicaria subsp. sativa (arugula) is the source of this 1158-nucleotide messenger RNA. The record is from the annotation of a GenBank genome assembly. NCBI's taxonomy places the organism in Eukaryota, Viridiplantae, Streptophyta, Magnoliopsida, Brassicales, Brassicaceae.
AUGAUCCCAAGCCACUGUUAUUGCUUGUUUGGUAUUAUCACCAUCUAUUUCUCCCUUCUAACCCACACUCUGUCUUCUCCUACGCUCCACUUCUGCCGACACGAGCAAAGGGAUGCUCUUUUGGAGUUCAUAGACGAGUUUCGCUAUGGAAAUACAAGUAUACUUUCGUGGAAGAAGAGCAGUGAUUGCUGUCAUUGGAAGGGUGUCACCUGCGAUGAAAAACAUGGCCAGGUGAUAUCUCUCAAACUUUCUGACGCAUCUCUCAAAGGCUCUUUGAAAACUAAUAGUAGCCUUUUUAGACUCCAAUAUGUGCGUCACCUAGACCUAAUGAACUGUGAUCUCAUAGGAGAUAUUCCUUCUUCAAUAGGAAACCUUUCUCGUCUCACAUUUAUUGACCUUUCUAUGAAUGGUUUGGUAGGUGAGAUUCCAGCUUCGGUAGGCAAUUUAAACCAACUAAGAGACCUUAUCCUAGAAAAUAACCGUCUCACCGGAAUGAUUCCUUUUUCAAUAGGAAACCUUACUUAUCUCUUACAUCUUAGACUUUCGGGCAAUCAUUUGGUAGGUGAAGUUCCAAAUUCUAUCGGAAACUUAAACGAGCUAAAAGUCCUGUCCCUUGAAAACAACAACUUUAGUGGUAACCUUCCUAUUUCAUUUGCCAAUUUAACCAAGCUUUCCAAUAUUGUUCUCUACUAUAAUAACUUCACAUCCAGGCUUCCUUCAGACAUGAGUGGAUUAUUCCACAACUUGAAGUCUAUCGAUAUUGCUUUCAACUCAUUUUUCGGGCCUUUCCCUAAAUCCUUGUUCUCCUUUCCUUCGUUAGAAUAUUUUCAUGUGGAAGAAAACCAAUUCCAAGGACCUAUAGAGUUUGCGAAUACAUCAUCGCCUAAGCUAGAGUUUCUAAACCUUUCUCUUAACAAAUUCGAUGGUCCAAUCCCAGAAUCCAUAUCUGAGUUUCUCAACCUCAAGAACUUAGAUCUUAGCAACAACAAUUUCACUGGUUCAAUCCCUAGAUCAAUUUCAAAGUUAGUCCACCUCACAGAUUUAGACCUUUCCUACAACAAGUUGAAAGGUGAAGUGCCAAGAAACACCGAUCCAGUUUCUGGAUCUGAGUUCAAAUUCAUUCAGCGGACCAUUUCCGCAUUGGAUAUGCAAACUUAA